Messenger RNA from Racocetra fulgida, 308 nucleotides. The record is from the annotation of a GenBank genome assembly. NCBI's taxonomy places the organism in Eukaryota, Fungi, Glomeromycota, Glomeromycetes, Diversisporales, Gigasporaceae.
CUAAAAGAAUUAAAGAUGCUAAAGAGAAGAAGCCAACAAGACCUGAAGUUAUUUCUUCUGAAGAUUUACCAGAGACUUCUUCUCGUUAUUUAUCUGGACUUGCAAAUUUAACUCAAGAUUCUUCUUGUUAUUCUUCUGGACUUACAGAUUUAGCUCAAGAAGAUCUACAAGAAGAGAAAUCAUCUUCAAAUAAACGUGCAAAAAUUGCAUCUAGAGCUGCACCUAGAACUGCAUCUAGAGAAACUGCACCUAGAGAAACUAAGUCUAGAGAAGAAACUCCAGAAUAUGAAGAACUAGAAGAAGAAUAA